This is a messenger RNA of Cyclocybe aegerita, 1968 nucleotides long. NCBI's taxonomy places the organism in Eukaryota, Fungi, Basidiomycota, Agaricomycetes, Agaricales, Hemipholiotaceae. The record is from the annotation of a GenBank genome assembly.
AUGUUUUACGAAUGUAUCACCCUUCGUCACGUUUUCGUGGAUGCCUCGCUUUCAUUGAACGCCUUUCCUUAUUUCAUUUUUAAGAAGGGAGCACCUUUCUCGUUCCCCACCGCAGAAAUGUGGCACAACGGCUUUUUCUUCUUCACUCCUUUUCCUCUUACCUUCAACAUGACGACUCGAGCACCUUACAGUGGCAUGCAGCGCAAGCUCGUCAUCGCCUUUGAUGUCGGGACGACCUUUAGCGGCAUUUCAUACAGCAUCCUCGAUCCUGGCGCGGUUCCUGAAAUUCGCGGCGUAACGAGAUAUCCCGCUCAAGAACAAGUGGGAGGUGAUUCAAAGAUACCCACCAUCGUCUACUAUGAUCGAGAAGGCAGGGUGCAAGCGGUUGGUGCAGAGGCCAUACGCGACGACAUCGAGGACCUUGUCGAAGACGAAGGGUGGACCAAAGCUGAGUGGUUCAAACUCCACCUGCGUCCCAAGACCAAGUCAGCCGCGCAUGUCACCGAGAAGAUCCCAGCUCUCCCUCUGAACAAGACAGCUGUCGACGUCCUCGCUGACUUCCUGCGUUAUCUCCACAGCUGCGCGAAGAGCUACAUUGAAGAUACGCACGCUAACGGCCCUGAGAUUUGGCGUAGGCUAGAAGAGUGCACUCAAUUUGUGCUGACUCACCCGAAUGGAUGGGAAGGAGGUCAACAAGCCCUUAUGCGCAAGGCCGCAAUCAUGGCCGGCCUCGUACCCAAUACUCGAGAGGGCCGUGCCCGCCUUUCGUUCGUCACGGAAGGCGAGGCAAGUCUUCAUUUCUGCCUGCAGAGCGGUUUAGCGACUGAUGCCGCCGAGAACGGCGAUGGUAUCCUGAUCGUUGACGCCGGCGGCGGAACAAUCGAUGUCAGUGCAUACAAGAAAGUAUCUCCAAGCGGCCAUGCCUAUGAAGAAAUUGCUGCCCCUCAGUGUCACUUCCAGGGAUCAAUCUUCGUGACUAAGAACGCCGAGGCGUACCUUACAGAAUUUCUGCAGGGUUCAAGCUUUGCUCUCGAUGUCCCUAUCAUGACACAGCGGUUCGACAAAGCGACGAAGCUUCGUUUCGUCAAUCCCGAGGAACCUCAAUUCAUCCAGUUCGGAGGUUUGCGAGAUAAAGACCCCGAAUUAGGCAUUCGUCACGGUCAACUAAGACUCCCUGGAACGGAGGUCGCGAAAUUCUUCGAACCGUCUAUCCAGUGCAUCACGAAGUCGAUUGAGGACCAGUUGGAGUCAUCGGAAGGACGGAUCUCCUCCGUAUUCCUCGUGGGAGGUUUUGCGGCGAGUAACUGGCUUCUCACCAAUCUCAAGAACACGUUCACUCCGCACGGUGUAAACAUCAGCCGCCCCGACAGCCAUACAAAUAAAGUCGUUGCAGAUGGUGCUGUGUCCUUCUGUAUCGACCAUUUUGUACAAGCCCGAGUCGCGAAAUACUCUUACGGCGUUUCCAUGAAUAUCUUCUACGAUUCUAGGGAUACGGAGCACAUUGCUCGCGGCAAGGGAGUGUACGUCGGCCUUGACGGUUACCCCAAAAUCAGGGGAGCAUUCGACGUCAUCCUACGAAAGACUACAAAAGUCUCCGAAACUCAAGAGUUCAGGCAUUCGUAUAGGCGCCAGGAUACAGACCAAGCUAACUUGCGGACGAUGUCUUCUUCCAUCAAAUGCUUUCGAGGCGCACGACGGGACCCUCGAUGGAUGGAUGAAGAGGCAGCUCUGUACUCCACCCUCUGCUACGUUGAAGCAGAUUUAUCGAACCUACCGUUGAGGGUCAGACAUUCAGCAGUCACGAAUGAAACCUACUACGAAUCGCAUUACGAUAUAGUUCUCUCCCUUGGCUUGACAGAAUUCAAAGCAUUUGUGGUAUGGAAGGAGAACGGGGUCGAGAAAAGGAGUCCUGCGGAGAUGGUUUAUGACCCGGAGUCGCUGAUUACCGAUGACGAGGCCCUCAUUUGA